UCAGCCUGACGUUGCCUGAUGGGAAUACUGUAGCCUCAACCACAAACUGGAGGCUGUGGUGGGAUCGUUUGGGAGGCAAUUUUAAGUGAUCAUAUAAGAGUAUCUUGCUGGCUGAAGGGUUGAGGAGGCAGUAAAGAUAGCUUAAGUCCAGUAUUAUGUUGAUAUUCUUAGCUGCAAGUAGCCUCAUGCUAUUAAUUCCUGUAAAUUCCAUCCAGCAAUGGAGGGCAGCAGCUCAUCCCUACCCUCCAUCAUGACAGUUUACAUCAAAGAGGAGCCUGGAGACGAGGGAGAGGACAUAACUGUGAAGGAUGAACCACUUUGCAGUGAAGAAUAUGAGCAAACUCCACUUCGCUCAUCUUGCAAGCCAUGCAAGAAAGAGGUUCAAGUUGAGGCUCACGAGGCCUGCACCAGCGCCUCACAGUACACUGCUGCAGUGCCUCAUAAGCAGGAUGUCUUGCCAUGCAAUGCCCAGAGCAACAUUGGACAGGAUGAGUGGAUGGCAGUUUCUCCUGAAAACAAGGAAAAAAAUAUUUCUGCUGCUGAGAAAAAUAUUUCUCCAGUGCCCAAUAGAGCAGCUUUAGUCCAGGAAGUUCUCUUUGAUCAGCCUGUGGCUGAGUUCAAGUCUUUUGAGUCAAACUUGCCCAACAAAGACAAUGGAAGAUUAGCGGAGGAAUUGCAUGAAGUUUCCUCAUCCACUGAUUCAUCCCAUUCUAAAGCUCCUUUUAAUGCCCACCAGUUGAACAAAAUUGAUUUUGGAUCUGGAUUUAAAUGCAAGUUAUGCAACUAUGUCAUGGCUAUAAAACGAAAUCUCUGUAGACAUUUGUUUUCUAAGCAUAGUUUUGGGGAAGGAUUCAAAUGUAAGUUGUGUGAUUAUGCUGCUGGCAGACAAACACAACUCAAAGUACACAUGUUCUUCAAACAUGGUUUAGGGAAGAGUGUAAAAUGUGAUGUGUGCGACUAUGUUACUGCGCAAAAACAAAACUUAGAACGUCACCUGUUUGUAGAACAUGGUUUGGGGGAAGGAUAUAAAUGUGAUCUGUGUGACUAUGUUACUGCUCAAAUACAAAAUCUCCGAAAUCACUUGUAUUCUAAACAUGGUUUAGGGAAAGGAUUCAAGUGCAAGUUGUGUGAUUAUGCUGCUGGUAGUAAAGUUCUUCUCAGCAGGCACCUUUCCUCAAAGCAUGGUUUGGGAGGCUUAAAAUGCAAGCUAUGUGAUUAUUCUGCACGUGAUAAAUCUCAUUUAAAUGAGCACAUGUUUUCUAAGCACGGCAUGGGUAAAGGAUUUCAAUGCAAGCGGUGUGAUUAUGUCAGCUGCAGAAAAGAUGGCCUUGAUAGGCACAUGUUUUCUAAACAUGGUUUAGGGAAAGGAUUCCCAUGCGAUUUUUGUGAUUAUGUCACUGCUAAGAAAUGUUAUCUAACAAAGCACCUGAAAUCCAAACAUGUUCUGGAUUAUGAAAAAUUUAAUAGUACAAGUAGUGCUACUAUGUCUGCUGACAAUCCAAUCUAAACUUUGUUGAAGGGGUUUGUUUGAAUUCAGUUUGUGUGUAUAGGUUGCAGCUGAUAAAUAUCAGAUGAAAUGUGUACCGAUUUAUAGCAGUUGUUUGGUUGAAGUAUUCCAUAUUGAGUUUAGUUGCAAUGCCACAAUCAAAAUUUGAAUGAGACUUGCAAACUAUGCACCUUCCAUGUCAAGAAAUCAAGGUCUUGAUGCUCUGUAAUCUGGUCGGCCUCCUCAUUUUGUGCCAGAAUUUUUAAUUUUAAUAGUCUUAUUUAGAUGAGAUAAUGUGAGUGAUGCAAAUCAAUUUUUGUGCUCUUAUAAUCAGUAAUUCAAUACUUUGAAAUUUACAAGAUUAUUUGUACUAAAUACUUGGGUCUUUUUCAUUACUCAGUUGGGGGAAGGGCCUUUCCAAUAAUAAACUUCUUAUUGGCAACAAUAGUAGCGUCCACUUGUAGGCUACUAAUUUAAAGUUGCUAGAUUGAAAUAACAUUUACCAGGUUGAAUAUAGUUAAGGUUUGUGAUAAUGAUUUCUUAAUGCAAAUUUUAGGCUUACAUAUUUGACUUUGAAUUUAAGUUACCCAAUCUUCAGCUAGAGAUAACACCUACUCCUGGAGUUGGAAGAUAAUAUGUCUAAGGUAUUGUACUGAUGAUAAAAUACAUGAGAUUUCAUCUCAUAAUAAUAUGCAUUCAAAAAUUACUUUUUAAAGACAACACUUCCAAAGA
Molecule: messenger RNA, 2218 nt
Organism: Hyalella azteca
Lineage: Eukaryota; Metazoa; Arthropoda; Malacostraca; Amphipoda; Hyalellidae
Product: zinc finger Y-chromosomal protein-like
Exons: 3
Coding region: 218-1507 (429 amino acids)
Biological process (GO): regulation of transcription by RNA polymerase II
Cellular component (GO): nucleus
Molecular function (GO): DNA-binding transcription factor activity, RNA polymerase II-specific; RNA polymerase II transcription regulatory region sequence-specific DNA binding
Source: RefSeq, a predicted model, not a curated record